Penicillium chermesinum is the source of this 540-nucleotide messenger RNA. RefSeq lists its product as uncharacterized. The coding region runs from base 1 to 540 and encodes 179 amino acids. NCBI's taxonomy places the organism in Eukaryota, Fungi, Ascomycota, Eurotiomycetes, Eurotiales, Aspergillaceae. The record is from RefSeq and is a predicted model, not a curated record. The transcript has a single exon.
AUGAUUGGACCUGAAAUUUUCUCUUCAGAAAGAAAUGGAAAGCAGCUUCAGUGGCCUAACCUGACCACUUUCAAGCUACACUACAAGGCCGCUACACCAGCCGGGGAGUGGCUCUUCGAUAGAGAUCCAAGAUGGAUCCAGCCGAGUCCACCCAAUUCACCACCAUACCCCGGAAGCGACAAUGAAUGGAAUGAGGAAUACGAAACUCCUCUGGAAGACUGGAGAGAAGCUCUCUUCCGCAGCCAUCCCCUCCCAGCACUGAAUGACCUUUACCUGGCAGCAGGUAGAGCAGCGUGUCAUAUGCCAAAGCUUGAAUCUAUGCUGCUAGAAGGAGAUGUUAGCAACGAUAGAGGCCUAGAUCAUGUGGUAGAUGAUUCUAGUGUGGCUAAGCACGAGUUCGAAUACGACAGAUCCUGCGGGAGGGCAACUUGGGUUAGCACAUCUGCUUUCCACGUGACCGAUGAGAUACGUGAAGUCUGGAAUGCAGUAGCACGGUUCCAUGGCCAUGAUGAAGCUAAAAUAUCGGUUCGUCUCACUUGA